GCCAUUUUCAUUCUUUUCUCUAUUCUUGCCGUCAUAUGGCGUAUUAGUGUGUUCGUUUGGCCGCCAUAUUAAAUGAAAUCAAUAAAAUAAGACAAAAUGUCUCCUUACUAAGUGUGUGAAAUUAAUCCAUUAACAUCUAGUUUUUGUGUGAUUAAAACAUCAAGAGGAUCAUAAUGGAGAAUUCCUACGGUGUGGGAAUUGAUAAUAGAUAUGCUCUUUUCUUGGACGAUGAGUCCGAUCCUCUUGAUGCGUUAAAAGCUCGAGAGCAAGCGAAAGAGCUUAAAAAAAAGACCAAAGAGGCCGAAAAAGAAAAUAAGGGUAAACCUGAAAUCAAACCUAAGGGCGGCAGUGUCGUCACGAGGAAGGGUAUCAAGGAAACUCAAAAUGUGAAGUCUCAAGAAAAUAAAAGUGGCGAACCACAAAAACCCAAGGGUCCUCCAAGAACAAAUGAUCGUAACGUAGAACGUCCACCGCCGAGACGCCGCGAAGAGCGCCCACAAAACGGAGCCGUUGAAGGCAAGGAGGGCGCUAGGCCCCUCCGCCGUGAAUUUGGUGACCGAAGGCCUAACUUUGAGCGACGUAAUUUCAGCGAGAAUCCUGAAGGAGGUGAACGCCGUGGACCUAGGCCCCCACGCGAACCACGUGACGGGCAACGUGGGCCCAGGCCGGGUUACGACGGCCGCGGAAAACGUGAGUUUGACAGGAGAUCGGGCUCUGACAAAACGGGUGUUAAGCCUGUGGACAAACGUGAAGGGGCCGGUCCCCACAACUGGGGCACGAUCAAGGACGACUUAGACGAAUUGAACAAAACCGGAUCCGAAGGUGAUGUCGCUGAAGAGAAACCGGCGGACACCGCUGCCGCUGGGGACGGACAGCAGCCUGAGCCGGAGCGUGCGCCUCCUGCAGAAGAAGAACCGCGUGAGCUAACACUCGACGAGUACAAAGCGCUGCGUAACGCUCAGCGUACUGCUCCUCAGUAUAACCUACGUAAGGCGGGUGAGGGUGAAGACUUGAGCCAGUGGAAGAAUCUGGUCUUGUUGGAGAAGAAGAAGGAAGGUGGAGAAGAUGACGAGAGCGACGAGGAGUACGACAUCGCAGAUUACCCGCAGCGUGUCGGACGACAGAAGCGCGUGCUCGGCAUCGAGUUCACGUUCAAUGAUAACUCGCGGCGCGGCGGCACAGGAGGUCGCGGGCGCGGGCGCGGACGCGGUCGCGGAGGCGGCGGUGGUGGCGCUGGCGGCGCCGGUGGCCGUGGGGCUCCACGUGAGGAGCCUCCGCCAGUGGAGGAGCGGCCGGUGGUGCGCAACCAGGUUGUACCGCCUAAGGUGGACGACAACAAGGAUUUCCCCUCUCUCAGCUAGACUCGCAGUGAGUCUCCGUUCUUCUCCCCUUUUGAAAGUACGAUAGAGAUACAAAUUAAAAAUUGUAUGUACCGUUAUUUUUGAAGUAAAUAUACAAAAUAUUUACAAAGGUGUGUAUUAUAUUACAUUGAGUUUUAGUAAUUUUUUGACAUACAGUCGUAGCCUACGGGUGAUGUGCAGAAAGUUUUAAAAUUUUAAAAAAAAGGGGAAUUACUUCUCUUAUGAGCUCCUGGUGAUGCUCAGGUGUAAGGGAGGGGGAGGACAAUUGUUUUAAUUUUGCAAACACAUAGCGACCGUAACGCAUAUAUGAAUCUAUCAUAACAGUAGCUUGUAUUGUAAUCACAUCUGCUUACAACUUAACUUGAGUUAUUAUAUCCAAUAAGUUUUACAACUUGCAGACUGUGACAAUAAUGGAUUAACUCUGUCACAAUUUAGCUUAGAUUACAUUUGUGAAGAAAAUAACCCAUUGCAUUUUGUAUCACGAGUUUGUGUCGACAGGUGCAGACUUUAAAACUGUAAAUAGUUAUAAAUGUUUAAAAGAUAAGGUCUUUAAUAACAAGGUUGAUUUUGUUGUUACACAAACUUCUUGAAAAAUAAACAUUUUGUAUGUGUGAA
Molecule: messenger RNA, 1976 nt
Organism: Vanessa atalanta (red admiral)
Lineage: Eukaryota; Metazoa; Arthropoda; Insecta; Lepidoptera; Nymphalidae
Gene: VIG
Product: plasminogen activator inhibitor 1 RNA-binding protein-like
Exons: 1
Coding region: 174-1361 (395 amino acids)
Cellular component (GO): nucleus; cytoplasm
Molecular function (GO): RNA binding
Source: RefSeq, a predicted model, not a curated record